Molecule: messenger RNA, 1936 nt
Organism: Plectropomus leopardus (leopard coralgrouper)
Lineage: Eukaryota; Metazoa; Chordata; Actinopteri; Perciformes; Serranidae
Gene: ark2ca
Product: arkadia (RNF111) C-terminal like ring finger ubiquitin ligase 2Ca
Cellular component (GO): nucleus
Molecular function (GO): ubiquitin protein ligase activity; zinc ion binding
Source: RefSeq, a predicted model, not a curated record
GCUCGCAGCGCAGCCUGUCCGUUUGAAUGUGCUCGGGACUGGAGAGGGUAUCAUUUCCAUGGACCAUCUGUCUCACUGGCUGCCCACACAACAAAGAAGGACCCAGGAUGGUGUUAGUACAUGUUGGAUAUCUGGUUCUCCCCGUCUUCGGCUCAGUUAGAAACAGAGGUGCACACUUCACCAGGCAUCAACACAGCCAUGCUACCUCCUGCCGACACUUUCACCUGGGUGCUCCCCAGGCGCCCAUCUCAGCAGAGUUCCCUCUAGGACACGCCAGCCAGCCGCCUCAGACCGGCCUGGCAACCCACCUGCCCCCGGCACAUCACCCGCCCCUCACUGCCCUGCCUGCACCCCCUCAGUUCCAGGAUGUGCCGGGGCCUCCAUUCCUACCUCAGGCCUUACACCAGCAAUACCUCAUCCAGCAGCAGCUUCUUGAAGCGCAGCACCGCAGGAUUCUCCCACACUCCAGGAGAACCCAGGAGCGUAUACCCCUGAACCCUCACCGACUGCGCUCAGGCUAUGAGUACUCCCCUCCCCUCCAUGUUCCUCAGCCAAUGACACAGCAGCAGCGGUACCUGGCCGAAGGCACCGACUGGGAUCUCAGUGUUGAUGCUGGCCUCCCUCACCACCAGUACCAGCUCCAGCAGCUUCCGCAGCCCUAUCAGCAUUACCUGGCUUCCCCUCGAAUGCACCACUUCCCUAGGAACACAUCCUCUGCACAAGUGGUUGUGCAUGAAAUCAGAAACUACCCGUACCCUCAGCUGCACCUGUUGGCACUGCAAAGUCUGAAUCCUUCGAGGCACGCCACCGCUGUGCGGGAAAGUUAUGAGGAGCUGUUGCAGCUGGAGGACCGGCUGGGAAGUGUCAGCAGGGGAGCUGUUCAGACAACCAUAGAGAGAUUCACCUUUCCACACAAAUACAAGAAGAGAAAGCCCCUGCAGCUGAAGAUUGGCGAGGAGGAGGAAACGGAUGUGGAUGAGAAAUGUACCAUCUGUUUGUCAAUGCUGGAGGACGGAGAGGACGUCAGGAGAUUGCCCUGCAUGCACCUCUUCCACCAGGGCUGCGUGGACCAAUGGCUGGCCACCAGCAGGAAGUGUCCGAUCUGUCGAGUUGACAUCGAAACACAGCUGAACCCUGACAGCUGAUGAGAUUUCAACACCUCCCCUCCCGCUCCUUGUCAAUCACCCUUGUGUGGUUCCUGCUUUCUUCCACCCCGGCCUGCCGGCCCUCCUCCUCCUCCUCCCCUUGUUGGGUGCUUUGCCAAAUGUCUCCAGACUUCAUGUGACAUCACCACCCUUCUGACUCACGCUUUACUGAGCCAAGCCUGGAUAACUAACUACACGAGAGGCCGCAGAGGACUCUCUUUAUAUAGAAGCACAUCCCUCUGGAGGCAAAAGACACGCAGACACACACACAUACUCAUGUACACAGGGUUUACUUGUAGCUUGCUGGUCGUAAGUGGGGUGUUGUUGCUGUUGUGGUGUUGUACUGUAGGUAGCCGCGGGCUGUGUAGCAUGUCCUCAAAGCCAUGACUUAACGUCCUGAGAGUGGAACACAUAACCCCACACUGAGCUGGCUACUUUCUCUCUUUUUCUCUCUCUUUCUCUUUCUAUAUAUAUAAAUAUAUAUAUUUCUCUCUUUUCAAACACACUUCAAUCAAAGUGAAUAUUCUGCCACACAAGAAAGCUUAACAAAUGCUCUGAUGCCAUGUUUACCUAAAGAUCAUUUGUGGUCGUAGUAGAGUAGCAGUAACCAACAAGUGAUAUCUGGUGUUGCCCUCUUAUUGGGGGGCAGGCACCAGCUAGCUGAGUGUUUUAAUUCUAUCAUGCAGCUUUGACAUUUUGCAAUACAGUUGUACAUUUACCUUGGGUUGGUGUCAUGUGAGAUGGUGUCGUGUGAGUAGGUCUCUUUCACUGCCGUGGGAGCCCAGUGAUUG